AUGGCUCCCGGAAACCCCCUCAAGGCCUUUCUCGCCACCGCCCGAAGCACCCUCCAAGCACCGGCCAGUCAGCGCCCUUCACCGUUGACAUUUGUCGUCGGCAACGAGUCCGCCGACGUGGACUCGCUCUGCUCCGCCGUCGUCUACGCCUAUGUUCGCUCUCAGGCCCCGCCUCGCACCCUCCACAUCCCGCUCUGCAACUUGCCGCGCGCCGACCUCGGCCUCCGCACCGAGAUGACGGCCGUCCUGCAGUGUGCCGGCCUUGGCCCCGAUGACCUCCUGACCCUGUCCGACCUGCCCUCCUCCUUCCCGUCACCGUCUGCAUCGGCCGCGCCGGAAUCGUACGAGUUGAAGCCCGCCGACACUCGCUGGGUGCUCGUCGACCACAACGACCUCACCGGGUCGCUGGAGAGGAACGGGUUUGCGGCCGAAGUCGUCGGGUGCGUCGACCAUCACGUGGACGAGAACCGCGUCCGCGCCGAUGCGACGCCCCGUGUCAUCGAGCCGUGCGGCAGCUGCAUGAGUCUCGUCGUCGACCAAUGCCGAGCCGUCUGGGACGAGCUGACCGUCCGCGACCCAUCAGCCGACGCCCAUCUCGCCAAGCUUGGCCUCGCCGCCAUCCUCCUCGACACCGUGAACUUGUCGGUCAAGGAAAAGGUCAAGGAGAAGGAUGUGAGCGCCGUCGGCUACCUCGAGGCGAGGAUCCAACGGCAGUCCCGUGAUUUCAACACCACGGCAUUCUUCGACCACAUCUGGGCCGUCAAGGAGGACAUCUCGACCCUGUCAUUUCGCGACAUCCUGCGCAAGGACUACAAGGAGUGGCACGACGGGGCCAUGACGCUCGGCGUGAGCUGCGUCGUCCAGAACUUGACGUACCUCGUCCAUCGGGCCGACGAUAGCCCGCGAGCUUUCCUCGCCCACCUCGAUGAGUGGUCGUCGGAGCGGAGGCUUGACAUUGCUGCCGUCAUGACCACGUCCAAUCCGGACGGCGAGUUUCAGCGCCAUCUGCUUGUUUGGGGGCGCAGCCCACGCGGCGCCGCUGCCGUCGCCAAAUUCGUCCCCCUGGCGCGCGAGAAGUUGAGGCUCGAGGCCUGGUCCGACGCCGAGCUGGACCAAGUCGACCGCGCCGGCACCCUGAGAUUUGCAUGGAGACAGCACGAGUUGGCGGCGAGCAGGAAGCAGGUUGCGCCCCUGCUGCGCGAGGCCAUGCGGUCAGCACGCGAGGGGGCGAGCGAGUGA
Messenger RNA from Drechmeria coniospora, 1239 nucleotides. RefSeq lists its product as uncharacterized. Bases 1 to 1239 code for a protein of 412 amino acids. The record is from RefSeq and is a predicted model, not a curated record. Gene Ontology annotation, cellular component: cytoplasm. Lineage: Eukaryota; Fungi; Ascomycota; Sordariomycetes; Hypocreales; Ophiocordycipitaceae. Gene Ontology annotation, molecular function: exopolyphosphatase activity. The transcript has 2 exons.